This is a messenger RNA of Diceros bicornis minor, 1797 nucleotides long. It is a transcript of the gene ZNF607, whose product is annotated as zinc finger protein 607. Lineage: Eukaryota; Metazoa; Chordata; Mammalia; Perissodactyla; Rhinocerotidae. The record is from RefSeq and is a predicted model, not a curated record.
AUGAUCCCUGAUCGCAUAAACAAUCAAGAUUGGGAGUCAAGUUAUGAAAUAAUCAAGGAUGGAAAAAUUUUCAUUUCUAAAAGAAAACAUUCAUCUCUUAUUCUACAUCACAGAAUUCACAGUAGUGAGAAAACUGACCAACAUAAAGAGUUUGAGGCCUUUAGUCAUCUUCCAGAUCUUAGAGUACAUCAGAGAAUUCCUACUGGUGAGAAACCCUGUGAAUGUGAAGAAUGUGGGAAAGCCUUUAGUCGUGCCUCAAACUUGGCUCAACAUGGAAGAGUUCAUACUGGUGAGAAAUCCUGUGUGUGUAAGGAAUGCAGAAAGGCCUAUGCUGGGAGACUUAGAACACAUCAGACAAUUCAUACUGGUGAGAAACGCUAUGAAUGUAAGGAAUUUGGGAAGGCCUUUAGCGUGUAUAGACUACUUACUUGACGUUACAGUAUUCAGACUGGUGAGAAACCCUUUGAAUGUAACAAAUGUGGGAAGGCCUUUAGGCUCAAUUCAACUAAAGUACAUCAGACUAUUCAUAGUGGUGAGAAGCCCAAUGAAGGUAAGGAAUGUGGGAAGGCCUUCCGUCAAAAAUCACAACUUUUAUGUCAUAACAGAAUUCAGAAUGGUGAGAAACCAUUCAAAUGUAAAGAAUGUGGGAAGGCCUUUAGAAGUAAUUAUGCAGUUAUUGUACAUCAGCAAAUUCAUACUGGUAUGAAUCCCUGUGAAUGCAGAGAGUCUGAGAAGGGUGUUUGUAGUAGCCAUCCAUGUACUACACAUUGCAGAUGUGAUCCUGUUGAGAAACCUUAUGAAUGUAAGGCAUGUGGGAAGGCCUUUAGUAUGUAUAGAUGACUUACUAGACACCACAGUAUUCAUAGCGGUAAGAAACCAUUUGAACGUAACAAAUGCAGGAAGUUCUUUAGGCUCAAUUCAACCCUUAAAGUAUAUCAGAGUAUUCAUACUGGUCAGAAACCCUAUGAAUGUAAGGAAUGUGGGAAAGUCUUCAGUCAAUCUGCACACCUUGUACAUUAUAACAAAAUUCAUACUGGUUAUAAACCUCGUGAAUGUAAAGAAUGUGGAACGGCCCUUCAUUGUGCUUCAUAUCUUGUUACACGUGAGAGAAUUCAUACUGAUGAAAAACCCUGUGUGUGUCAAGAGUGUGGCAAGGCUUUUAGUUAUAGGCAUAAAAGUACUGUACAUCAUAGAAUUCAUACUGGUGAGAAACGCUAUGAAUGUAAGGAAUGUGGGAAGGCCUUUAAUGUGUUUGGACAACUUACUCAGCAUCAGAGUAUUCAUAGUGGUGAGAAACCCUUUGAAUGUAACUAAUGCGGGAAGUGUUUUAGGCUCAUUUCAACCCUUAAAACACACCAGAGUGUUCAUACUGAUGAGAAACCCUACAAAUGUAAGGAAUGUGGAAAAUCUUUUCAUCAAACAUCAAGCCUUGUACUACAUGACAGAAUUCAUACUGGUAAAACGUCCUAUCAGUGUAAAGAAUGUGGAAAGGCUUUUAGUCAUGCCUUACAUCUUGUGAGUCAUGAGAGAAUUCAUACUGGUGAUAAACCUUAUGAAUGUAAAGAAUGUGGGAAGGCCUUUCGUUGUGCUUCAUAUCUUGUUAGACAUGAGAAAAUUCAUACUGGUGAGAAACCCUAUGUAUAUCACGAGUGUGGAAAAGUUUUUAAUAAUAGCCAUCAACUUACUGUACAUCAUAGACUUCAUACUGGUGAGAAACCCUUUGAAUGUAACAAAUGCAAGAGGUCCUUCAGGCUUAAUUCAGUCCUUCAAGUACAUGAGAGAAUUCAUACUGGAUAA